Messenger RNA from Cucurbita maxima (winter squash), 2402 nucleotides. Its product is annotated as lectin-domain containing receptor kinase VI.4-like. Gene Ontology annotation, molecular function: ATP binding; protein kinase activity; carbohydrate binding. The transcript has a single exon. Gene Ontology annotation, biological process: protein phosphorylation. The record is from RefSeq and is a predicted model, not a curated record. Gene Ontology annotation, cellular component: plasma membrane. Lineage: Eukaryota; Viridiplantae; Streptophyta; Magnoliopsida; Cucurbitales; Cucurbitaceae. The coding region runs from base 279 to 2333 and encodes 684 amino acids.
GAGUGGCCUUGGCAUCAGCUUUGUCAAUCUCCACAUGAAAGAGUUAUUUGUUUCCGUCUUCAACCUUUGAAUUGUCAAACUUUCCCCAUCAAACCAUUUAAUCUCUCCUUCCUAAACCCCAAUGACUUUGCUUUACUCCAAACCUGCAAGUCACUUACUCUCCCAAACUUUGAGACCUUCCCCUACCAUUCAUGAUUUCCAAGUCAAUCUCAUAGGCAAUCUGAGUUUUUCCACAAAAUUGACCAAUUCCAGAUCUUCUGUUUGCUUAAAGCUGACCCAUGUUUUCUUCUUUGGAGCACUUUGUUUUCUUACAUAGUCACAUGGCUAUAGCCUUUGCAGCUCCUUUGGCUCUUCUUUCUGUGCUCCUCUUUUUGGCUGCUCAUUCUGUGCAGUCUUCAUUUCCCUACCAUGGAUUCAAUGACACGGAAUUUGCUCUUGAUGGAGCGCUUGUUCUGAAUCCUUCUGGUGCGUUGAGGCUCACCAAUCGAUCACGUAACGUUAUAGGGCAUGCAUUCUAUCCGACUCCAUUCCAGAUGUUUGAUAAAAAUUCUGACCCAUCUGCAAAUGUGUCAUCCUUCAACACAACUUUUGUUUUUGCAAUCAAUCCAUCGAGCCCCGGACAAGGUGGCUACGGUCUGGCCUUCGUCUUAGCUCCAUCAACCAAUUUUGAAGGUGCAGAUAGUAAACACUUCCUUGGAUUAUUCAACUCUUAUAACGAUGGUAACCCUUCAAACCAUAUAUUUGCUGUUGAAUUUGACACUGUAAAUGGGCAUGAGGAAGACAAGAACACCAAAGGGAAUCAUGUUGGGAUCAAUAUCAAUAGCGUUUCAUCAGUUGCAUCCAAACCUGCUUCUUAUUCCAACUAUGGCGAUGCUAAUGAAAAGGACUUGCAAAUGGAUUCUGGUGAUGCUAUCAUUGCUUGGAUUGAGUAUGAUGGCCCCAACAAAAUUGUGAACGUCACCGUAGCUCCCUUCACAAAACAGCAAAAGAAACCAACAGAUCGACUCCUUUCCCAUCAGAUUGACCUGAAAGAUGUUCUAAAGGAACAAAUGUUUGUUGGCUUCUCGGCUUCAACAGGAGACCAAACAAGCUCUCAUUACAUUUUGGGAUGGAGUUUUGCGGUGAAUGGACCAGCGCCGUCGUUGAAUUACUCUCUCCUUCCCAACCCUCCAAAAGAGCAAGAUCUUGUUCCUCCGCCAUCCAAUUCCCACUUCAAGGUACUCAUAGCAGUUUUUUCUGUGGUGACCAUUCUAGGAAUCUUUUUCUUAGCUUUCUGGUUUAGAAGAAUGUGGCAAACUGAGUGGCUUGAGGAUUGGGAACGAGACUGUCCUCAUAGAUUCAACUACAGAGAUCUUUACACAGCAACAAAAGGAUUCAAAAACAGCGGGCUAAUUGGAAUUGGGGGGUUUGGCUCAGUAUACAAAGGUCAGAUACGUUCAACUGGAAUUGAGAUUGCUGUGAAGAGAGUUAGAAAAUACUCGCGCCAAGGAAUGAAAGAAUUCGCAGCAGAAAUCGAAAGCUUAGGACGACUAAGACACAAAAACUUGGUGAAUCUCCAAGGAUGGUGCAAGAAAAGGAACGAUCUACUCAUAGUUUACGAUUAUAUUCCAAAUGGAAGCCUCUAUUCACUUCUAUAUCAUCCAAAAAACAACAACAUAUUGAAUUGGAAACAGAGAUUCAACAUUCUCAAAGGAAUUGCAGCAGGAUUAUUGUACCUUCACGAAGAGUGGGAGCAGGUAGUGAUCCACCGAGAUGUGAAGCCAAGCAAUGUUCUAAUAGACGCCGACAUGAAUGCUCGAUUGAGCGAUUUCGGUCUCGCCAGGCAAUACGACCACGCCGAAGAAUCGUACACAACCGGCGUCGUCGGCACGAUUGGCUACAUAGCGCCGGAGUUGGUACGCACCGGUAAGGCUUCGAAAAACACCGAUGUGUUUGGCUAUGGAGUUUUGCUUCUGGAAGUGGCAUGUGGAAGAAAGCCUCUGGAAUCGGAUCAGUUCAUACUGGUGGAAUGGGUGAUGGAAUGCUAUGAAACGGGACAGAUCCUUUAUGCGGCUGAUCCGAAGUUGAAUUUGGUUUAUGAGGUUGAAGAAAUGGAGAUGGUGCUGCAGUUAGGGCUUCUUUGUACUCACCAGAGACCAGAAGCUCGGCCGACCAUGAGACAGGUCACGAGGUUCCUUCACGGCGACGAUCCAGUUCCAGCGGUCGACGAUUGGGCUUGUUCCCAAACUUACUCCAAAUGUAACUCGAGAAUUACUGAAGUGAUUUCAGCAAGGUCUUAUCGUUCCUUGUCCAUUGGCGCCAUUUCUUCUAGCUCCAUAGACGCGGGCCGGUAGUUACCAUUUUACCCUUCUUUUAUCCUGUUUUUAAAUAUUGUAAAAAUAUUUGUUUUAAUUUUUUUUAAA